AUGGUCGAGCAAGGUCCUCUCAAAUAUUCAAGUGUGCAGCCGGGCGGGGAGAGGGAGAUGAGGACAUGGACUGCGAAUAUAUCCUCUUGCUCAGACCCGAAGAGCAAGCAUUACAUUCCGUCAUCCCCACCGAGCCAUUUGGAGCCUGCACGUAGCCAUGAAGGUAUGCACUAUGAUACGGCCAAUGGACCGCAAUCCCCGGCCUGGAACCGCAACGAACGCCCGAUUAACUCAGAUCAAUCGAUAGGCCUGGGUGUCCACCCCACUGAAUGCAAAUUGUCCCAUGAGGCUGCUCUCGAAGCGAGUGGGCCAGAGGCAGGACCCGCACCCAGCGCCGAGAAGGCCUCGUUGAAGGCAUUGUUAGAAAAGAUCCGACAAGAAAAUGGGACUGAUCAAGUGGAUUUACUCACCUUGAGCUUCGGAGAACCUGGGGUCGACCUUAAUGUACACAUUCAAGGCGAUUUUACCGUGACUUUAUUGUAG
This is a messenger RNA of Aspergillus bombycis, 483 nucleotides long. RefSeq lists its product as uncharacterized. The transcript has a single exon. The record is from RefSeq and is a predicted model, not a curated record. The coding region runs from base 1 to 483 and encodes 160 amino acids. Lineage: Eukaryota; Fungi; Ascomycota; Eurotiomycetes; Eurotiales; Aspergillaceae.